This is a messenger RNA of Moesziomyces antarcticus, 3474 nucleotides long. RefSeq lists its product as uncharacterized. The transcript has a single exon. The coding region runs from base 1 to 3474 and encodes 1157 amino acids. The record is from RefSeq and is a predicted model, not a curated record. Gene Ontology annotation, biological process: DNA-templated transcription. Gene Ontology annotation, cellular component: nucleus. Lineage: Eukaryota; Fungi; Basidiomycota; Ustilaginomycetes; Ustilaginales; Ustilaginaceae. Gene Ontology annotation, molecular function: DNA binding; DNA-binding transcription factor activity, RNA polymerase II-specific; zinc ion binding.
AUGAACGACUCUGCUGGCCUCAAGCUCUCCCCCGAGGGCAUUGCCGCUGCAACCCCGUCUAGCUCCACCGGGACGCCCGGUAGCAGGGCCAACAAGCGCAAAGACUCCGAGUCCGAACACCUCUUCAAGCAAGAACACUCUUCUUCACACGCUAGCCCUUCCACCAACGACACCAGCGCUGAUGCUCUCAACGGUCAAGCCCCGAAAGACGAUCUCCGCUCCACCCCGGGCUCCGCCGAAAAGUCUUCCAAGCGCAUCAAGACCGCGCGCGCAUGCGACUCGUGCCGACGCAAAAAGAUCCGCUGCGACGUAAUCGACGACGGCGGUCCGCCCGUCGGUUCGGUCAACAAUGGAAACGGCGGCCUCGUCUGCGCACACUGCCGCCAGUACGGCUUCGAAUGCACCUUCUUCCUCCCCAUCACAGAGACUCGCUUCAAGAAGAAAUACCAGCGCGAGGCCGAGGAGGCUGCAGCCGCAGCAGCCGCCGUCGCAGCCGCUUCCGGCACCAACGGCGCCCUCUCCGGUCAACUGCCCAUGCACGUGCCCGUCGGACACCCUGCCUAUGCCGCCAUGAUGAGUGCGCAGCCCUUCAUGGGCGCCCUCCACAAUCCCACUGGCUUCGCCGGCGCCUCGCAGCAGUUCUGGGCCGGCCACUCGCAGCCUUCCUUCUCCAGCGCCGGCCCACAGCACUCGUUCGGCGCCAACCAGCAGACGCCAGCCCACCUGCAUCCAUCCAGCUCGUCUUCCAGCCUCACCACCCCCGCUCCACAGCGCAGGAGCCCAUCGCGCACGCCGCCUCCCGAUACCCGCGUGCUCGGGCCCACCUCGAUCGCCUACAUCGUCCACUCCACCGCCUUCAUCCCCGGCGCUGCCAUCGAGGCGCACGACAUCAAGCACAAUCAGACCUUCGAGGUGGGCGCCAGCGGCGAUGGCAUCAUCCGCUUCCACCGCGCGCGCAAGGGCACUAUGGCAGGCGCCGAUGCCGCCAAGGAUGCCAACGUCGCCGUCGAGCUCGACGAGGACGACGUCGUACGCAUCCCCGAGUCCAUCAAAGGCCGCCUCGCAGGCGAUGUGGCCGAAAAGCUCGUCAACACCUACUUUGAGAAGGUCGCUACGCUCUUCCCCGUCGUCACCAAGUCCGAGUUCCUGCAUCUCUCGCCCACGCCGCCGCUGCUGCUGUACGCCAUUUGCGGCGUCGCCGCGCUGAGCCGAGGCGUGCCCAAGGAGGUGCUUGGCGCCGUCAAGAUGACGAUCAACGCGCUCUUUCGUGAAAACGACUUUCUGUCCUCCUCCAACUCGGUCACCGUGAGGGCGCUGCUCGUCAUGUCUCUCCAUGCCGAUCUGCACGGGCCAGCGGCUCUCCAGAGUGGCACGCGCUGCUGGAACCGCACGGGGGCUGCCAUCCGCAUGGCGCAGGAUCUGGGUCUACAUCGCGACGCCAGUGGCAAGGACGAUCUCUCGCGCGACGCCUUCUUCCUCGAGCAAAAGAGGCGCAUCUGGGGCUGCUGCGUCACCGCCGAUCGCAUGCAGAGCAUCGCGCUCGGCCAUCCCAUGAUGAUCGAUCUCACCGACUGCGAUGUUCGUCUGCCAUCGCCGUUCGAGAUCCUGCGCUCCCCGAACGAUUUGCCCUCGGAUCCGUCGACGGACCGCCCCUUUGCCUACAACACCGAGAUGCUCAAGCUCACCAUCCUCUUCGGCCGCGUCAUGAAGACCAUCUACAGCCCGACAGGUCUCAUGAAUGCUACGGACGAGGAGAUCCUCAGCCUGCUGCGCGACAUCGAUACGUGGAAGGCGGCACUGCCCCCCGAGCUCGUCUUCAAGGGCGCCGACUCAAGCGCUCCAGCAGGCAUCCUGCACGUCGGCUUUGCCUGCCUGAUGAUGCUGUUCUUCCGUGUGUUCAUGCGCAUCUCGUAUAUCUGCCCCACGCACCUCAAGUUCAGCCUCACCAUCGACCGCAUGAGCGCCCUCAUCCAGUACUCCACCGAGGCCAUUGCAUGGGUGGACAAGAACGACUUUUACCUCGACACCAUGCAGAUCGUCUCGUACUGCCUCGUCUCGUGCGCCACGGUGCAGUACCACGCCUUUGUGCGUCGAGGCGAUACUAAUGCCCAGAUGCAGCUCAAGAAGCUCAACGACAUCAUGGGCCGCUACCGGCGCGAGAACCACGAGCCCGACGACGUCAGCAUGCGCGGCAAGGCUGCUAGCGUCAUCUCGCUCCUAUGCGACAGCUGCGCCGGCGUCUACGCCAACACGCGCUCCAACGGCACGCUCAACCCGACCGCAGGCGUCACCAACCGCAAGUCGCGUGAAAACGUGCGCGGCAUCGUGUUCAAGCCGGAUGCAUCGAGGCCUGGGGGCGGCGUGUACAUUGCUGCCGACCAGAGGCUGUUGUUGCGUGACCUGCCCAAGGGCACGAUCAUCAUGCAGGAGAACCAGGACGGCAGCCGAAUCCCGGCGCUCGUACGCACGGGCAACGAUCAGAACGGCGGAUGGCAGACGUACGAGCAGUACCGCGCGGCGCUUGGCCUUUCGACGGGCACCGGGGCGCAGGACAGCUUUGCAGCUGCGCUUGCCAAUGGCGGCUUUGCCAUGCUCAACAGCGUCAGCACCUCCACUCUCCCCGCCUCGGCCGGCUUCGGCCUGGCCGGCUCCACGUCUGCGACGGCGGCAGGCGCUUCGCAGCAGCCGACGGGUUCGGGUGCACUCACCAACAGCGUCCCCGCGGUGAGCUCGGCCGUGCCGACGUCAACGGCCGGCGCAGCUCUGAGCGAAACGCCGGCACCGAGCGACGAAUCCGUGCUCAACUUUACCCAUCUUGGCGGCGAUGUGUGGCAAGACGCCGACGGACGGCCUGUGACGCGUUCGGGCACGCGGCUGCUCACCAUGGUUCCCAUCGCACCGGAUGCGAUGGGAGCGAGCAACGCAUUCCUCGACUCGAACCUCGCUGCUUUCGCCAACAUGUCCAAGGCGAGCAGUGGCGAUGGUACUGGCGCCUCGGGCUCGAGUGGCAGUGGCAGCGGCUACUUUGGCAACCUGGCGCAGCUGGGUGUAGGCAGUGCGGGCACCCAACUGUCCGUGGCCAAGAACGCCAUCACACCCACGAGCCCUAGCUUCAACUUUAACCCGCACCUCAACAAUGCCUACUGGGCGCCGGCCGAGUUUGUACUCAACCAGAACGGCAGCAACGCGGGCACGGCACAGACGGGGGCGGGAGAGGCUUCGGAGGCCAACUCGGCUGCAGGCAUGUUUGCGUCGCGCGUGGAUCCGACCAUGCUCGAUGGCAUCCCCGGCGCACCGCUCGAUUUCGCCAACUGGGACGCGUACUUUAGCCGCAUGGGUCAAAUUUCUGAGGGCGGUGCGGGAGAUGCACAGACACAAAGUCAUCAGCAGACCGCAGGGGCAGGUGAUGGUGGCGGAUUUGCUAAUACGGCAUUUGGGAUCGAGGCGCAGAUGAUGGAUGCUGGUCGCUUCUGA